CGGCGCCGGGCUCUGAAGCAUGGAGGGGGUUCUGUACAAGUGGACCAACUAUCUCACAGGUUGGCAGCCUCGUUGGUUUGUGUUAGAUAAUGGAAUCCUGUCCUACUAUGAUUCACAAGAUGAUGUUUGCAAAGGGAGUAAAGGAAGUAUAAAGAUGGCAGUUUGUGAAAUUAAAGUCCAUUCAGCAGACAACACAAGAAUGGAAUUAAUCAUUCCAGGAGAGCAGCAUUUUUACAUGAAGGCAGUGAAUGCAGCUGAAAGACAAAGGUGGCUGGUUGCUCUGGGGAGCUCCAAAGCCUGUUUGACUGAUACUAGGACUAAAAAAGAAAAAGAAAUAAGUGAAACCAGUGAAUCUCUGAAAACCAAAAUGUCUGAACUUCGCCUCUACUGUGACCUCCUAAUGAAGCAAGUUCAUACGAUCCAAGAAUUUGUUCACCAUGAUGAGAAUCAUUCAUCUCCAAGCAUAGAGAACAUGAAUGAAGCCUCUUCUCUACUUAGUGCCACAUGUAAUACCUUCAUCACAACACUUGAGGAAUGUGUGAAGAUAGCGAAUGCCAAGUUUAAACCUGAGAUGUUUCAGCUGUCCCAUCCGGAUCCCUUAGUUUCUCCUGUGUCACCUUCUCCUGUUCAAAUGAUGAAGCGUUCUGUCAGCCAUCCUGGUUCUUGCAGUUCAGAGAGGAGUAGCCACUCUAUAAAAGAACCAGUGUCUACACUCCACCGAUUCUCCCAGCGACGCCGAAGAACCUACUCAGAUACAGACUCCUGUGAUGUUCCUCUUGAAGACCCAGAUAGACCUGUUCACUGUUCAAGAAAUACACUUAAUGGAGAUUUGGCAUCAGCAAGCAUUCCUGAAGAAAGCAGACUUAUGGCCAAAAAAAAAUCUGAAUCGGAAGAUCCUCUUCCAUCCUUCUCUCCCUGAGGAAAUGGAAGUGUCCAACUUCCUCUAAGUAUUGCUAU
Molecule: messenger RNA, 957 nt
Organism: Sus scrofa (pig)
Lineage: Eukaryota; Metazoa; Chordata; Mammalia; Artiodactyla; Suidae
Gene: PLEKHA3
Product: pleckstrin homology domain containing A3
Biological process (GO): receptor recycling; retrograde transport, endosome to Golgi; endosome organization
Cellular component (GO): early endosome; recycling endosome; trans-Golgi network
Source: RefSeq, marked provisional